AUGGAAUCCCUUGUGAAUGUGAAGCUUGAUGUGUCUUGGCUCUUUGAGCGGCGGCUCCGCGGGUGGGGCGCGGCCGCCAGGCGGACCCGCGGCCUGCAGGGGGCGCCGCGGCGCAGGGCCCGGGGCGGUGGCGCCCCCGCCGCCGGGGCCCUGGGCUCCUCUUCGGAGGGCGGCGGGGCUUCGGAGCGCACGCCCCGCAAGAAGGAACCGCCGCGGGCCUCGCCGCCGGGCGGUGUGUCCGAGCCCUCGGCCGUCGGGGCCGCCCCUGCGCCCGGCGCCGAAACCACCGGCAUCGCCGAGACUCCUGAGGGCCGCAGGACCAGCCGCCGCAAGCGAGCCAAAGUCGAGUAUAGAGAGAUGGAUGAGAGUCUUGCAAACCUGUCAGAAGAUGAGUAUUAUUCUGAAGAAGAGAGAAAUGCUAAAGCUGAGAAAGAGAAGAAACUACCCCCACCACCUCCACCAGCUCCUGCAGAAGAAGAGAAUGAAAGUGAGCCAGAGGAGCCGUCUGGGCAAGCAGGAGGACUUCAAGACGACAGUUCUGGAGGGUAUGGAGACGGCCAAGCAUCAGGUGUGGAGGGUGCAGCUUUCCAGAGCAGACUUCCACAUGACCGUAUGACAUCUCAAGAAGCUGCCUGCUUCCCUGAUAUAAUCAGUGGGCCCCAGCAGACCCAGAAGGUGUUUCUGUACAUCAGGAACCGCACCCUGCAGCUCUGGUUGGAUAACCCAAAGAUUCAGCUGACAUUUGAAGCAACUAUCCAACAGUUAGAAGCACCUUAUAACAGUGACACAGUGCUUGUUCACAGGGUCCACAGCUACCUGGAGCGUCAUGGGCUGAUCAACUUUGGCAUCUACAAAAGGGUGAAACCCCUUCCAACCAAGAAGACAGGAAAGGUGAUCAUUAUUGGUUCUGGAGUCUCUGGGUUGGCAGCAGCUCGCCAGUUGCAGAGUUUUGGAAUGGAUGUCACAGUUCUGGAAGCCAGAGACCGAGUAGGAGGAAGAGUUGCUACCUUUCGCAAGGGGAAUUAUGUUGCUGAUCUGGGAGCAAUGGUGGUGACAGGACUGGGAGGAAAUCCCAUGGCUGUGGUCAGCAAACAAGUAAAUAUGGAACUGGCAAAGAUCAAACAAAAAUGUCCACUUUAUGAAGCCAAUGGACAAGCUGUUCCCAAAGAGAAAGAUGAAAUGGUGGAGCAAGAAUUUAACCGUCUGCUGGAAGCCACAUCCUAUCUCAGUCAUCAGCUGGAUUUUAAUGUUCUCAAUAAUAAGCCUGUCUCCCUAGGUCAGGCCCUGGAGGUUGUCAUACAAUUGCAGGAGAAGCAUGUGAAGGAUGAGCAGAUUGAGCACUGGAAAAAAAUUGUGAAAACACAGGAGGAAUUGAAAGAUCUUCUUAACAAGAUGGUGAAUUUAAAAGAGAAGAUUAAAGAACUUCAUCAGCAGUACAAGGAGGCAUCAGAAGUGAAGCCACCUCGGGAUAUCACAGCAGAGUUCCUGGUGAAAAGCAAGCACAGGGAUCUGACUGCACUUUGCAAGGAGUAUGAUGAAUUGGCAGAAACACAAGGAAAGCUGGAAGAGAAAUUACAAGAACUUGAAGCCAAUCCACCAAGUGAUGUUUAUUUGUCGUCAAGAGACAGGCAAAUACUUGACUGGCAUUUUGCAAACCUAGAAUUUGCUAAUGCCACACCCCUUUCUACACUGUCACUGAAGCACUGGGACCAGGAUGAUGACUUUGAAUUCACAGGCAGUCACUUGACUGUGAGGAAUGGCUAUUCCUGUGUGCCAGUGGCCCUGGCAGAAGGGUUGGACAUCAAAUUGAACACAGCAGUUCGACAGGUUCGCUACACUGCUUCAGGCUGUGAAGUGAUAGCUGUGAACACCCGAUCUACCAGCCAGACCUUCAUUUACAAGUGUGAUGCUGUGCUGUGCACUCUGCCCCUGGGAGUGCUGAAACAGCAGCCCCCAGCAGUGCAGUUUGUGCCACCUCUUCCUGAGUGGAAAACUUCUGCAGUGCAGAGGAUGGGGUUUGGCAACCUGAACAAGGUUGUGUUGUGUUUUGAUCGUGUCUUCUGGGAUCCCAGUGUCAAUUUGUUUGGCCAUGUUGGGAGCACUACUGCAAGCAGAGGAGAACUUUUCCUCUUUUGGAACCUGUACAAAGCACCGAUUUUGUUGGCCUUGGUAGCAGGAGAAGCAGCAGGGAUCAUGGAGAACAUCAGUGACGAUGUCAUUGUCGGUCGCUGCCUCGCCAUCCUCAAGGGCAUCUUUGGCAGCAGCGCUGUGCCCCAGCCCAAGGAGACCGUGGUGUCCCGCUGGCGUGCUGACCCCUGGGCCCGGGGAUCCUACUCCUAUGUAGCUGCUGGAUCCUCUGGAAAUGACUAUGAUUUGAUGGCUCAGCCAAUUACUCCAGGACCAGCCAUUCCAGGUGCUCCACAGCCCAUCCCGCGGCUGUUCUUCGCGGGCGAGCACACCAUCCGCAACUACCCGGCCACGGUGCACGGCGCGCUGCUGAGCGGGCUGCGCGAGGCCGGCCGCAUCGCCGACCAGUUCCUGGGGGCCAUGUACACCCUGCCCCGGCAGCCCACACCCGCCGUGCCCCCCCAGCAGGCUGCCAGCAUGUGAGGGCAGCUGCAGGGGCACAAGAGGAGCUGCGGUGCUGCGCGUGCGGACCCUGCGCUGGAGCUGCUGGAGUAGUUUGUAGCUGUGUCUGCCAAGAGGAGCCCGAGUCGCUGUGCGAGCCUGGUCUGAGAAUGGCCUGACAGAAGCUUGCCACACCUUUGGCUUGGCAGCCUUUUGCAAAGGCUCGGUGUAAACCAAACCCUUUACUGCACAGGGACUUUGACUCUGCAGAUACUUCUUGGAAGUCAAAAUAGCUGGAGGGAUUUUUAGGGUGUUUGGGUUUUUUUUUUCUACCUAUGUGUGUAUUUGCAAUUUGGUAAUUGCACAAGGGCCUCUAGAAGCUGGUUGCUAUGAAUACUAGCUUAGUGUAGAAUGUAUGUAAAUUUCUUUGUGUUUUUUUUUAUGGCUUUGUUUUGAAGAGUAAUAUUUUUGACCAAUUCUAUUCCUGUCUGGUAUUCAAGAAUUUGGGGCAACUGUUUGCCUACCUGUAGCAAAUCACACCUCUCCAAAAUGGUCCAUUGGCUGCUACACCACCUGCAUUCUGCUGUAGAAUAACCUGGUAUCACUGAGUAUGCCAAGCAUACUGGUUUAUUAAAUACUUCCAACAAAAGAGAAGGUACUGAACCGUG
Molecule: messenger RNA, 3236 nt
Organism: Passer montanus (Eurasian tree sparrow)
Lineage: Eukaryota; Metazoa; Chordata; Aves; Passeriformes; Passeridae
Gene: KDM1A
Product: lysine demethylase 1A
Exons: 21
Coding region: 1-2610 (869 amino acids)
Biological process (GO): regulation of DNA-templated transcription
Cellular component (GO): nucleus
Molecular function (GO): oxidoreductase activity; protein binding; flavin adenine dinucleotide binding
Source: RefSeq, a predicted model, not a curated record